AUGUUCCUCCAGGAGGAGCUUCUGGAGAGGUUCUCCUCCGCUCGGAUCUUCUCCGCAGCCGCGAAAAAGAAUGAGUCCUCGAGAUCAGAAGCGACGGAAGUGGGAAGAGAGGAGGUGGGUGCAGCCGAUGGAGUGGUCACCAUCAAGUUUGUAGGAGGCAUCAAAAAGCAACAGGAGGAGGAGGAGGAGGAAGAGGAAGAGGAGGAACAACUGGCGCGGCCCCUCUUGAGGUUGUGGACGAGGAAAAGGAGACGGUGGAGAAGCUGCCGAGACGCCGGGAGCUCCUCCGGCUCCAACUCUUCACCCUCAGACGACGACGACGGGUGGACGAGCGAGACGGAGGACACCAGUUCCCAGGAGGAAGAGGGCGGCUCAGCCAGGAAACCCAAAGGUGGCAUCUCCCCCGGUUCCGAGCACCCCAAGAACCACUCCGGGAGGAGAUUGGCUUCUUCCAGUCACGACAGGAGAAAAAAACACGCCUGCGGCAAGUGCGGGAAGAGCUUCAGCCGCGGUUCGUCCCUCAACCGCCACCAGAGGGUCCACCUCGGGGAGAAACCCUUCACCUGCUCCAACUGCAGGAGAAAUUUCACCUGUAGCUCCGCCCUUAAGGCCCACCAGAAGACCCACUGCCAGGAGAAACCCUACAAGUGCCCCAGUUGCGAGAAACGCUUCGCUUCCACCAAGUCCCUCAAGAAACACCGUAAGCUCCACAUGGAGAACGGACCGUUCCGGUGCUCCGACUGCGGGAAAAACCUCACUUCCAACUCUGCGCUCGUCAUCCACCGACGGAUCCACACGGGGGAGAGACCCUACCAGUGCCCCGACUGCGGGAAGACCUUCAUGGCCAACAAAUCCCUCAGCAAACAUCGCAAGAGCCACACGGAAGGCGCCGCCUUCGCCUGUCCGGAUUGCGGGAAAAAACUCACCUCCAAAUCCGCCCUCAUCAUCCACCGCCGCAUCCACACGGGGGAGAGACCCUACCAGUGCCCCGACUGCGGGAAGACCUUCAUGGCCAACAAAUCCCUCAGCAAACAUCGCAAGAGCCACAUGGAGGAGGGCACCUACAAGUGUCCCGAGUGCAGGGAAACCUUCAACAAGAACUCCCUCUUCGUCGCCCACCUCAGGACCCACCGGGGCCAACCCCCCUACCCCUGCGCCGACUGCGGAGAAGCCUUCUUCGAAAGUUCGUCUUUCAAGCGCCACCGGAAAAAACACUUGGUGGAGAAGCCCUAUCAGUGCGCCGACUGCGGGAUGGGCUUCACCGUCCACUCGGCUCUCCUCCUCCACCAGAAGAGCCACGUAGGACCCAGGCCCUACGUCUGCUACGACUGCGGGAAAGCUUUUCGGGAGAACACCACGUUGCGUCGGCACCAACGUAUCCACACCGGGGAGAAACCCUACAGCUGCUCUUACUGCGAGAAGAGCUUCCGGGCCAGUUCCACCCUCAUCAUCCACCAGAGGAUCCACACCGGGGAGAAACCCUAUAAAUGCACCAAAUGCACCAAGUGCUUCAUGUCCAGCUCCUCCCUCAUGAAGCACCUGCGGACGCACCUCCGCAAGGAGCUGCUGGUGGGACCCCAUCAGUGA
Charadrius vociferus (killdeer) is the source of this 1587-nucleotide messenger RNA. RefSeq names its product zinc finger protein 501-like. The transcript is spliced from 5 exons. NCBI's taxonomy places the organism in Eukaryota, Metazoa, Chordata, Aves, Charadriiformes, Charadriidae. Bases 1 to 1587 code for a protein of 528 amino acids. Gene Ontology annotation, molecular function: RNA polymerase II cis-regulatory region sequence-specific DNA binding; DNA-binding transcription factor activity. Gene Ontology annotation, biological process: regulation of transcription by RNA polymerase II. The record is from RefSeq and is a predicted model, not a curated record.